AAUCAAGCGAAUAGUAAGCGUUCAAAGUAAAGUGCUAAAAGCAAACUUUUCAAAGUAAUAUACCUAGUGAUUUUUAUUGUGCAAGAAAGUUAAAAUUAAGAAAAUGGUGAAAGCUCCUGCAAUUGGUAUUGACUUGGGAACCACAUACUCCUGUGUGGGUGUGUGGCAACAUGGAAAAGUGGAAAUAAUCGCAAACGAUCAAGGUAACAGAACAACACCAAGCUAUGUUGCCUUUACUGAUAGCGAACGUCUUCUCGGAGAUGCUGCUAAGAACCAAGUGGCGAUGAACCCAAGCAACACAGUAUUCGAUGCUAAACGUCUCAUUGGUAGAAAAUAUGAUGAUCCCAAAAUCCAACAAGACAUCCAACACUGGCCUUUCAAAGUAGUAAACGAUUGUGGAAAACCAAAGAUGCAAGUGGAAUACAAAGGAGAAAGAAAGGUAUUUGCUCCUGAAGAAAUAAGUUCAAUGGUACUUACAAAGAUGAAAGAAACAGCAGAAGCAUACCUUGGAACCACAGUCCGAGAUGCAGUAAUCACAGUUCCAGCUUACUUCAACGACUCUCAAAGACAGGCAACUAAAGAUGCUGGUGCUAUUGCUGGUAUCAACGUCUUGAGAAUUAUUAACGAACCUACAGCGGCUGCAUUAGCUUAUGGAUUGGAUAAGAAUCUUAAAGGUGAAAGAAAUGUCCUUAUCUUCGACUUGGGUGGUGGUACCUUUGAUGUCUCUAUUCUUACCAUCGAUGAAGGAUCCCUGUUUGAAGUAAGAGCUACAGCUGGUGAUACCCAUCUUGGCGGAGAAGAUUUCGAUAACAGACUAGUCACUCAUUUUUCUGAAGAAUUUAAGAGAAAAUUCAAGAAAGAUUUACGAAGUAACCCCAGAGCUUUACGUAGAUUAAGAACGGCUGCAGAACGAGCAAAACGCACAUUGUCCUCUAGCACUGAAGCCACUAUUGAAAUUGAUGCUCUCUUUGAAGGAAUCGACUUCUAUACCAAAAUCAGCAGAGCCAGAUUUGAAGAACUAUGUUCCGAUCUAUUUCGAGGGACCCUAGAACCAGUUGAAAAGGCCCUUAAAGAUGCCAAGAUGGAUAAAGGUCAAAUUCAUGAUGUUGUAUUGGUAGGUGGGUCUACUCGCAUACCGAAAAUACAAUCGCUCUUGCAGAACUUCUUCAGUGGUAAAUCCUUGAACCUUUCGAUCAAUCCAGAUGAAGCUGUUGCUUAUGGAGCAGCAGUCCAAGCUGCAGUACUUAGUGGUGAAACAGAUUCAAAGAUCCAGGAUGUCCUUUUGGUUGAUGUAACGCCACUUUCAUUGGGUAUUGAGACAGCUGGUGGAGUAAUGACGAAAAUCAUUGAAAGAAAUUGCCGAAUUCCAUGCAAGCAAACGCAGACGUUCACUACAUAUUCUGACAACCAACCUGCUGUUACCAUUCAAGUUUUUGAAGGUGAGAGAGCGAUGACCAAAGACAACAACCUCCUGGGAAACUUCGAUUUAACUGGUAUUCCUCCAGCACCUCGUGGAGUUCCUAAGAUUGAAGUUACUUUCGACUUAGACGCUAAUGGUAUCUUGAAUGUGUCUGCUAAAGAUACAAGUUCUGGUAACUCGAAAAACAUUACCAUCAAGAAUGACAAAGGCAGAUUAUCCCAGAAAGAUAUUGACAGAAUGGUAGCUGAAGCUGAAAAAUAUAAGGAGGAGGAUGACCGCCAGAGAGAAAGAGUUGCUGCAAGAAACCAGCUAGAAGGUUACGUUUUCCAACUCAAACAGGCUGUGCAAGACUGUGGUGACAAACUAUCGUUUGAAGAUAAGGCCACAGUCGAAAGAGAAUGUGAAAGUUGCUUAAAGUGGCUGGACAGUAACUCCCUAGCAGAGAAAGAUGAAUAUGAAGAUAAACAGAAACAUUUGACAUCAACUUGUAGUGCGAUUAUGGCUAAAUUAUACCAAAGCCAAGGAGGUAAUCAACCUGGAAUGCCAGGCAGCUGUGGACAACAAGCUGGCGGAUUUGGAGGAAAACAGGGUGGACCAACCAUUGAAGAAGUUGAUUAAAACGCAUUUGGCUAUUGUUUGGUAUUCAAUGUUUUUCAAAUUUCCGGUUGUAUUAACUAGGAUUAAAAUUGUUAAGACUGAUAUAUAUUUAGAUAUGUGAUAUUAUGGAUAAUUAUUUUUUAUUGACAAUAAAUAAUGUUUUUGUUAUUUGGGCUUUUCUUUACCCUAUCUAUAAAAGGAUAACAGAACUUUUUUGUUCAUUUCUUAGUAGGCAUAGGUAUAAGAGGUGAAAUGAAACAUCUCAAAAACUCGAAGGCGCCUACGUUGAUGGUUCGCACUUCCCUCCUUAUACAAACUGGGGCCCCUUCGGGCAUACUCGUGGCGUAAAAGAAACGACAAUAUAUAGGAUGAAACAAAAACAAAUAUAUACAAUAAAUUUAACCGUACUUUCUGAGAUCCGAAAAUAAGUCGAUUUAAGAUAAUUUAUUUUUGUAAAAAAUGGAUAAUAGAAAAAGUUGAGUGUUAAGUAGAAAUUUUAGGAGUGAUUUUACUUUAAAACUGAUUUAAAUAUUUUUAUAAUAAUGUACAUAGGGUGUUAUUAUACAGUGACCAAUAAAAUUAAGUUAGUG
Molecule: messenger RNA, 2607 nt
Organism: Psylliodes chrysocephalus
Lineage: Eukaryota; Metazoa; Arthropoda; Insecta; Coleoptera; Chrysomelidae
Source: the annotation of a GenBank genome assembly